Molecule: messenger RNA, 2057 nt
Organism: Athene cunicularia (burrowing owl)
Lineage: Eukaryota; Metazoa; Chordata; Aves; Strigiformes; Strigidae
Gene: R3HCC1
Product: R3H domain and coiled-coil containing 1
Exons: 7
Coding region: 71-1990 (639 amino acids)
Molecular function (GO): nucleic acid binding
Source: RefSeq, a predicted model, not a curated record
UGGCAACCAUCUCUCCGUGUGCCCUGGCCCCGCAGGCCUCCUGCCCGCUGCCACGCUGGCGCUGCGCUGCAUGGACGGCGUCUUCCUCUCGCCCAACGAGGAUGAGUUCGUGGGCAGGAUCGCGGAGGAGCUGGAGCACUUCAUGCUGCAGGGGCAGCACCGCAGAGUGCUCCUGUUCCCGCCUCUGUCCAGUCGCCUCAGGUACCUGAUCCACCGGACCGUGGACAACGUGGAUUUGUUGAGCAGCUUUUCUGUGGGAGAAGGAUGGAGGAGGAGGACAGUGAUCUGCCACUCGGCCGUCAGGCUGCCCAGCGAGACCAGUGACCAAAAACCCAGCAACAACCCCCCGAGACCGCAGCGACCUCCGCAGCCGUGGGGCCGGGGGGGUCGAGGCAGCAGGCUGCGGCACGGCCCGGAGAUGCACGGAGACAACUCUCGAGCCUGCGUGGGCUCUGGCAGGAUAAAAAGGCCUCCCAGGAAGAAGCCCGAUAAAGCCCUGUACGUCCCCAAGGCGAUGCGCAAGAAGGCAGAAGGCGGGGAGCACGAGAGCCCUGUGGGGAGCGCUGGGUGCAGGGGGGACGAGGCACAAGAAGAAAUCGUCUGCCCUAAAGCUUCAGCUGGGGACGCCCAGGAGGAGCUGGGCAGGUCUGGAGACAGCACAGGUGGUGUCUCCUUGGCCCCUGGCGAGGAGAGUGUUUCAGGGAAAGAUAACGAUGAUGCCAAUGAUGAAUGUCCUCCGUGUUGUACGGAUGUCCCAUCCUUGGAGAACAGCAACGAUUUCUCUGGGCAGGAGAGUCAGGAUAAAGACUGUUCAGAUUCUUCCGUACACAGUAAAAACCCAGUUGGAGCAGAAGAGCAAGAGUCAAGCUGUGACAACACUACUACGGCGGAAGGGAGCAAAAUCCUGCGCCAGGUGCAAGCUGGAGACCAAACGGGGCGGGAUGCUGGUGUGUCAGAGUGCAGCAAAACCUCCUCCCUGCCAGAGAGCCACGGCAGGAGCGGCUGGACGGACCCGGCUGUAGAGUCGCUGACGCUGGAGAACCAAGAUAAGAGCUGUGCUGCUGCCAGGAGCCUGGAGAGCGCCCGGAACGUGUCGCUGCCUGAAGAACGGAGCAAGGACUUUGUGAACGCUGGCGCGGUGGAGGGGGACAAGGGCUCCUCCGAGCUGGAAAGCCAAGAGCAAGAGUGCCCCAGCGUUGUCCAGGUGGAGCAGAACCAGAACCCCCCAGAAGCCCAAAAUGAGCCUCUGGCCACCCCCGAGCGUGUCCCUGGUGCUGAGCCACCACCCGCCGAGGCCCAGGGGCGCUGGGUGGCCGCUGCCCUGCAGAACCACAGCAGGAAGGUGCCCGGGGAGGAGGAGGAGGAGGAGGAGGAGGAGAAGGAGCGUUCAGGCUUGGCCAACGCGCUGUGGCGUGAGCUGCACUUGUCUGCAGGAGAUAAAGAGGAGAGCGCGGGCGGCCGCGGCCUCGAGGACGACUGUACCGCCGAGCUCUUUGCAGAGAUUGUGGGUUAUUUAACCGUGAAGGACAUAAGCAUUGAGAAGAUCAGCGUUGAUUAUUCCAGCUACAGAGAUGCACAGCUCAGCGAGGGGGAUUUCGGCCACGUAACUGAAAUCUAUGACUUUUCCCCAUCACUGAAAACGGAGAACCUGUUAGAAGUGUUCUCGGAUUUCCACGAGAGUGGCUUCAAAAUCCAGUGGGUCGAUGAUACACACGCCCUGGGAAUCUUCUCCAGCCUGUCUGCAGCAUCUCAAGCCCUGGGGCGACGUUACCCUUCUUUAAAGAUCCGACCGUUGAUCCACGCAACAAAGCAGAGUAAAAUCAAGGCACUGCAGCGACCAAAGCUCCUUCACCUUGCAAAAGAAAGACCCCAGACUGACACGGCUGUGGCGAAGAGGCUGGUGACCCGGGCCUUGGGGCUGAAGCACAAGCAGCAGGGCGACCCGGGCACUGAAGUGCUUCUGCCAGAAACCUUGGACCAGGAGGAAUGAACCACCUCGGCUCAAAAAAAAGAUGUACAGAUGAGCAUGGCUGUGAUAUUAAACUGCAUGCAGAACA